GGGAAUCUCCAUGGUCAGCGACAUCAGUUCAAUCGGCAACAUGCAACACCCAAGUUCUCAGUCCAGCUCCUUGGCUCUGCUCCUGACUUUCGUCCUGGCUGCCGUCGUCGGUGUUCAAGGCGACUACGAUUGGUAUGGCGAAUAUUCGGGCUCUGAACUGGACUACAUCUUUGCGGAUGUGAACUACGAUGCUGUGUGCCCGCCAGGUGGCUAUGCUGUCUGCGCCACCGAUGGCUACAGCUACCAUCCAUUCUCGAGCAAGUGCCGCCUGGAUGCGCAGAACUUGAAACUGCUGUUCGCCGGCAAGAAGGAACUUAUCCAAACCGACCUGAGCUACUGUCCCUCGUAUCCUGGCCAAUCGUACGGUUCCCCAGCCCCUGCUCCUGGCUAUCAGCCCAAGCCGGUUCAGGAUUAUGCCCCCGUUCGGUAUUCCUCAUCGUCUGGCCAGAACUCGUUCGCCUAUGCCGCUGCCAGUGGACCUUAUGGCGCCAAGGCGGUGGCUGAGGCUCCGGGUCCGUAUCCAGUCGCUUCUCCCUCCUAUUCCGUCUCGUAUCCCGCCGCGCCGGCUGCUUAUGCCCCGCCCCCUGCCAAGUAUCCCUCGCCGCUCUCGUCCUAUCCCGUUUAUGCCAAGCCUGUGCCAGCCUAUGCCGCCGUUUAUAACUACGCUGGCACCACCAGUGCGCCAUCUACCGGCUCGACUACGACGUCGGCCACUACAGGCACCACAACAACUAGUAGAUAUCCUGCAUACCCCACCACAGCGACAACAACCACAGCGGCAACUACUACAGCAGCAACAACCACCGCAGCAACAACCACCGCAGCAACAACCACCGCAGCAACAACCACCGCAGCAACAACCACCGCAGCAACAACCACUGCAGCAACAACCACCGCAGCAACAACCACUGCAGCAACAACCACUGCAGCAACAACCAAAGCAGCAACAACAACUGCAGCAACAACAACUGCAGCAACAACCGCAGCAGCAACAACUGCAGCAGCAACAACCGCAGCAGCAACAACCGCAACUCCUAGCCCCUAAUUAAAAGAGGACAACUAUCGAUCGCCAACAGCAAUGAACAACCCACUAGAAAGUCUAGAAAAACUACAACAGAACAACUGCAGACAACCGAAGACAACAGCAAACGAAAUAAUCAUUUUGACCACAGCAAUAUGUAGAGUGUUCAAUUUAGCCACAAUAAAGCAAUCAGUACAGCACAUAAA
Molecule: messenger RNA, 1227 nt
Organism: Drosophila yakuba
Lineage: Eukaryota; Metazoa; Arthropoda; Insecta; Diptera; Drosophilidae
Product: spore coat protein SP96
Exons: 3
Coding region: 11-1045 (344 amino acids)
Molecular function (GO): protein tyrosine phosphatase activity
Source: RefSeq, a predicted model, not a curated record